Bombus pyrosoma is the source of this 5958-nucleotide messenger RNA. It is a transcript of the gene Mitofilin, whose product is annotated as MICOS complex subunit Mic60. The transcript has 15 exons. The record is from RefSeq and is a predicted model, not a curated record. Bases 84 to 2420 code for a protein of 778 amino acids. Gene Ontology annotation, biological process: cristae formation. Lineage: Eukaryota; Metazoa; Arthropoda; Insecta; Hymenoptera; Apidae. Gene Ontology annotation, cellular component: MICOS complex.
UUUUCCUCUAGUUCCGUCGGUAACCAGCUGUUUUGUACCGUCGUUCCCUUUUUCCUUUGGCUGCCUAACCGGCCACCCGAAAGAUGUUCCGAAUUGGAUUAAAAUUUCCGUGCAACGGUCUAAAUAGGGUACGUAAAGUCAAAAAGCAUGGAUCUUCUAGGCUGUAUUUGACAACUAGAUGUUACGAGACACGUGCACGAAUUAAAUACGACCCGGAAUGUAGAUUUUCCAAGGAUGCGGAGCUUGUAUCCAGAAUAUCUGGACAUAGGUAUUCCACAGAUUCAACAAAGAGGUAUUCAAGCGAGAAAAGUAGAGGCUCGAGAACACUGUUAACUCUAACUGCCGUGGCAAUAGGAGCAUCGGGUGUAUUGUUUUACGCAAAGCAUAACCCGGAAUUCCGUGCAAAUCUUGAAAGUUGGGCACCUGGUACGGACAAAACAAUUCAGAUCAUCUUUCAGGAGGAAUCAUCCUAUUUUGAAUUCAUACGUACAUUCUUUGAAUCGUUAAAGCAAACAUUAUUAAGUGCCAUUUUUGGAGGAGAAUCACAAAAAGAAUCAGGUCAGAAAAGAUUAGAUUGCGCGAACCUUGAAGAUUAUAUACCACCAAAGCCAGUUUUUGUACCACUCAUUGAUAAGAAGGAACCACCUAAUGACGAACCUUAUACCGAAAUAAGAUUAAGUAAAGGAAAAGGAGAAGAAAUCGAAAUCGUGGCCGAAAAACCUCAGCCACCUGCCAAGGAUGUAUCCGAGGAAUUGAUGCCAGUAAAUCUGGUCGAACUGGAAACUUCUGCUGGCGAAACUGCGUCCAAAGCUAUUGCAGCUUAUCAAACAGCAGCGUGUGCUAUUCAAGAUUACAAUCAAGAUGUGAUAAAAGUCGUAGAAAGUGUUAACGCCACCGUUGGUAGCUCUGUCUGGAACAGACUAAAGGAUGCAACGGAGAAGAGGAGGGAGGCCAUUAAAGAGGCGGAAGACCAUGCCAAUCAAGCACUCGAUUCGUUGAAAAAGAUGUAUAAUUUAAUCGACGACCCUAAAUUCGAGGCGCCGUCACACAUGAAAACUGCCGCUCGAAGAAAUAUCAAGAAAAUCUUAGAUGAUGUGGACGAAGCGAAGAAAAAGUACGAAAUGGAAAUACAAAGUGGCAAUAUGGCCGAGCGUUACUGGAAGCAAGUCAGAACUGCCCGUGAAAAUCUCAACGAAGAACUUCAGAUACUCUUCCCCGAUAUCAACAUUCACGAGAAAAAAUUGGCCAUCGACGAAGACGCUUUUGACUUAUUCGUUCUACACAUGUAUAACAAAGUGAAUGGUUUGCAAAAGGAAUUGGAAAAAAUGAGGACGGUCAACGAGAGCAAACUCAAGGCAGCAUUAAAAUCAUCGGGUGACGUAGCGACUCAGGAAAGACUCGACGCCUUGGUAUGCCUCGAGCUGGACAAGGAGAAGCAAAUUCUUCAGGACGAAUUUAACAAAAAGUUGCUGGAGGAGCAGAAAAGAUUCGAGGACGAGAUACGACGGCAACUGAAACUGCAAGGGCAGGUGCACACCGAUCACAUUCAGGACGCACUUGCGAUAAAGGAACAGGAAGCGGAUAGGAAGUUGAAACGUGCACUCAGCGAGCAAACUGAAAAAGAUUCGUUAAAGUAUAAGUCACAGCUUGCUGCAAUCGUCGGAAGGUUACGUGGUUUGGAAGCUGCGCUGAAAGCUCGCAUGGAGGAAGAAAGGGGUGCAUCGAAUGCUCAAAUUCUUUGGUCAGCUUGCCAAGCCUUGGCUCGAGCUGUUAAAUCAGCGCCAGCAGGUGCGGCCGUAGAGGAAGUCAUCAGGCCUCUGGAACCGGAAAUCAAGGCCGUCACCAAGGCAGCACCCAAAGAGGAUCCUUUGGUGCAAGCAGCGAUUCAAGGCAUUCCAGAGGAGGCUGCGAAGAGGGGAGUGUUCCCAGAAGACGUGCUCCGUGCAAGGUUCCUCAAGGUGGAAGAGGUGGCCAGACGAUUAGCCAUGGUACCCGAGGAAGGUGCUGCACUGCCUGUCUAUUUCCUUAGUUAUCUUCAAAGCUACUUGAUGAUUAAGAACGCCAAUCCCAUUCCCCAAAGUGAGAUCGAGGACAAGCCGAUUGAUGCGAGCAGUCUUAACACAUUCGAGAUUCUUCAUCGGGCCAGAUAUUGGCUCGAUCGUGGAGACUUCAAGAUGACUCUCCGCUACAUGAACCUCCUGAAAGGAGCGUCAAGAUCCAUCGCCAGAGACUGGAUGAACGAAACUAGGAUUCUUCUGGAGACUCAGCAGGCGGUGGACACGCUAUUGGCGUAUGCUGGUGCUAUAGGUCUAGUAUUCCUCGGCGCUGGAGAUUCGAAGGAAGAAAAAAAGAGAAGACGGCAGUACGAGCUUAUUCAUUCACCGAAACGAGCGAAUAAAGUUUUGCGAAACUUUUCUUAACUUUCUAACCCUCCGAUCUCGCAUUUCCCUUCGUCCCUCCUCUUUGCGCAUACUCCUUAAAUUAAGAAACGAAAAAAUAGGAAAUAAAAAAGGACAAUUGUCUUAUUUAGACGUAUGUUUUCUUUAUCGGUUUUUAUCUCUCACGAACCUCUUUAAUAACGUAUCUAUCAAAACAGUACUGGAAGCGAAUGUAAAAUGUCACGCUGCUGUACGUUGAAACGUCGUAACAUCUAUACUCGCAGUCCUAAACAACUUUUUCUCGCGAAAAUCAUGUGUCCACGUACGCACGUCGAUCUUCGUUUGCGCGACACGCGUUUGUUCGAUUUCGGGCGCAAGCUUGUCUUUUUUCUAAUUUCUCGUUUACUUCGUUCUUUAUUCUCGUCUACUCGUUGACCUCUGCCAACUUAUUGAUAUGAUUAUAAGAGCUUGGAACGAUGUUAGAUUUAUUAUCGUUACAGACAACGACUCCCUCGUUGGAUAUAGUAAAAUCUUACACGCUAAAGAAGUCGCCUAGAAUUAUCGUGAUACGGCGUCGCAACUCGUUAAUUUAUUGUUCGAAAGCAUUUCAUUGGUUUCGUUCUCUUUUCUCUUUUUCAAUGACUCAUUCCGUCCUUUCCUUCUCACAAUCCUUUCUCUAUUGUAUACGUAUAACAAUACGAAAUGAUUCGAGGUAGAGAUCAUUAAAAAUCUAUGUUUUUUUUACUACUUUUGAUUUUUCUUAACCCUUUCGUGGGCACAAAAUUUUCUUCGACUCUACUAAAUUUUGGAAGAAAGCAACAAUUUCAGUACAAAGCAUCGUAUUCAAUAAAAUAUAUUUUAUGUUUGUUUUCAUUAAUUUAUCUCUCUUUCUUUCUACCAUUGCUUACGAAUAAGGGUAGUAAGUGCUUAUUAAUUAUCACACGUGUGCAAUCACAAUUUUAAUACGAUAUUCUCGACAUAAACCAUAUUAAAUAGAACGUGCGAUUAAUUCGGUAAAACCAAUUUAUCCCUUUCCUUUGUACCAUCCCUUAGAAACAAGGGUGGUAAAUAAUAUGGCGGUAAAUAUCAUCAGCUGUGCCGAAUAUAUUUUAUUAAAUUCAUAUUUAUACUAAAAUUUGAUUUUCCGUUUUCUACGAUUGUUUACGCGCUUAGUUUAGUAGCAUAGAGGAAGAGGGAAAUUUAUUUUCAACUAUUUUCGCCGCCUAUGAAAGGGUUAAGUUCAAUUAUCAUGCAUGCGUGUAUCAUACGUCCGCGUGGAAGAUGGAGGUUUGAGCCACAACGAUCGUGAAUCUACGCGUACACCACUUUGCGUUAUAAAAAUACAUGGAUAAAGUGUAAGCGAUGCUUGAACUGGUAAUCCACGACGAUUGUGGCCGUAAUGCGAACAUUCUUUCUUUACUUCAAAAUAUCAUAGAAUUAGGAUAUUCGUACUCGAUUUCUUCUGCGUCUCUGACGAAACAUCUUUCUUAAUUAUUUAUCAAAUAGAUAAAUCGUGCAGCUUUUCGUAUUUCAAGCCUAAAGCGCCUUAUUGCUAUCGGAUUUAAACAGUGGAAGCUUCAACAAGUGGUUCGUGUCGUAUCGUUGUUAAGUUCAAUUCGUGACCGUGUCUUUCGUUAUACUAAUUGUAAGUACCAGAAUAUUAAUUAUAUACACGCAUGUAUACAAUUAACUAUGUAUAUAUAAGAAUAGUUGCGCAGAAGGAUAUGUUGCGAAUGUCGGAAGAAUGACGAAUAUUGCGACGUGACAACGUUUGACAAAUUCCUAACAUUUGUACCAUAUCGCAUGAUACCGUGACUUGACAAAUUUCCAAUACUGAUACUACUGAAUAUUAAAACAAUUUUCAUCAUCGUAUAUGCAUGUACUUUCCUUGAUGCGCCUUGAUAUAUUUUUACGUCGGAUCUCGCCAGACGAGAAAUUUUUAUUUCAAAUUCCAUUCCAUUCUGCGCUAACUUUUCCACCUUUAGUUAUUUUUGUCGUGUACAUGUUAUACUACUUCUCCGUUAUAUCCAUUAUCUAUUCAAAUUCACAAAUUUCCAUUGCAGUACAUAGUGGCAGUACCUAACCCAAACUUAAUCUAACUUUUUCAUCGUGAAUGAAAUAACGUUUCAUCAAAAACCCGCGACUAGAUAAAUCGGCUUACUUGCGUUAUCUUCCUAAAGAAAUCGAAUAAUUUAAAUAUUUACUUUACGCUUCACAGUCUCACGUUACUAUAUCUACCUCGAAACAUUCGCCCAACUAUAACAACAACGUUAAUCGAUCGGUCGACAUCCAUGACGGGAAACAGAUUAAGCGUUAAGUAUCGUUUACGCUAGACUCGAGCUAAGUCUCACUUUAGAUAAAUCGUCUCUUGGCCUAAUUUCAACAGAACAGAUAUGUAAUCGCUAAUAAAUUUCUGACGCGCUACGUUCGUGAUUUUUUUUUUUUUUAGAUUUUUUAAUUUUUCUUUGCACUCGUUCGCGAAACUGAUAGAUUACCAUUUCCUCUACAGUUUUGUGACUCGCUUGGCUUACUCUUACUGGCUAAUAGUACUACUAUGAAUAGUACUACGUUCAUACUGUUUAGGAAUUUUCAGACGCUGGUCAGCGGAGAGAAGAGAACAGAUGCGCUCGUUUCGAUCUCGAUCAUGUAACCGAAUUCUGUGUUUUAAAAAUGAUGACAAUUGAAAAUAAGUGGCACUUUGUUUCUUACUUAAUUUGUAAAAUUAUUAAAAAAUCGCGAGCACGACGGUUUACCAUUUAAUAAAAAUAAAAAAGAACUUGGUAGAGAAGGAAAAUUUAUUCUUUUUUUAAUUUGAUUUAAGUUUGUAAAAUUUAGAGAGAGGAAGGCAUUGGGCAUGUGAUCAAGUGCUUUGGUGGUAGAAUGGAACUGCAAAUUACCUCGUGCGACAAUCGCUACUUUCGUAAAUCUCUACUCUUGGUAAUCGAUUCAUUGUUAGACGAAUGAUCUGUUAAUUGGCAGACCUUGCGAGCAGUGUGAAAAUAGUGAAAUUGUGAAAAAAUUGAAACUGUUGAUUGAGAAGGUAUUCCUUGAAAUUAAAAUCUCACGAGAUUCUACAGGGUGAUUUCCUGGUAGAUUUAAUUUAGCAAGAAAGAAAACGAAGAAGAAGAAUGGAAGAAAGAAAAAAAGAUAUAAUGUAGAGAGAAUUGAAACGGGGCAAUGCGCUGUCCCCUCUCGCCAACCAAUAACGUACACGCAGUUUGUUUUAAUAUCUCACGCGUGCGUUCGUUAAUUACAAUUAUUAAGGCUACUUCAAAGCGGUUACAAGUUACAAUACGGUAGUAGUAAUAAUCGACAAACUUUCCACUCAAUUUCGCCGCCUAUCGGUCUUUAUCUCUACUAUGUAUAUAUGCGUGUAUAUAUAUAUAUAUAUACACAUACAUAUAUGCAUAAUUCAGUUUAUGUAUAAUCGGUGUGAUGUUUCCUGUUUAGUGUCGUUAAUCUUUAGUAAUGGUAAUAGUUAAUCGUAAUAGUAGUGAUUAGUAGUAAUUAGUAGCAAUAUAGUAAUAAUAAUUCACGAUAAUAAUAAUAAUAAAUCAAUAAUAAUAAUAGUAAUAAUAAU